Closterium sp. Naga37s-1 is the source of this 289-nucleotide messenger RNA. The record is from the annotation of a GenBank genome assembly. NCBI's taxonomy places the organism in Eukaryota, Viridiplantae, Streptophyta, Zygnematophyceae, Desmidiales, Closteriaceae.
GUGACGCCCGGAGGCAGCUGCAACUGGUACGCAAGCACCUGGCGGCUGCUUCUACUCCUGGCAGCUGCUUCUACUCCUGGCGGCUGCUUCUGCACCUGGCGACUGCUUCAGCAAAUGUCUGCCAGCAGCACCACCUGGUCGCCUGCAGCAGUUCCCCCUGACGCCCUGCAGUACUUGAAGGCCUGCAGCACCGGGCUUGCAGCAGCUCCCCCUGAUGCCCUGGCCGCUUGCACCCGGUGCAGCACCAGCAGCGAGUGGCAGCAGUAUCAGCAGCACCUGCAUCACCUUG